UCUUCAACGGUCCCUUUUCCUUCAAACGGCUAUUUCUCUCUCUAAAAACUUUCUAAUUCCCACCUCGACUUUCAAACCCUCCAAUCCCCACACAAUUACAAGGAAACCCCAUUUUCCUUUCCUCUCAGGAAAACAAAAAACAUUUCCAUUUCGUUUCUCCUAAGAAAAAUAAGGAAAAAAAAAAUAUCAGAGACGAAAGCGAUUCGCAAAUCUCUUGGUAAGCUACAGUUGCUUCAAUAUGUCUAAUGCUCAAACUGAUCCACUUCUGCAAGUGGAAACAACCUGUGGAUCCCUUCUAUAUGAACUUCAGAUUAUUUGGGAUGAAGUUGGGGAGGCAGAUACUGAUAGGGAUAAAAUGCUACUUGAGCUCGAACAAGAAUGUCUAGAAGUAUACAGGAGAAAGGUAGAUUUGGCAAAUCGGUCUAGAGCUCAGCUACGCCAGGCAAUAGCUGAUUCUGAAGCAGAAUUGGCUGCCAUCUGUUCUGCAAUGGGGGAGCGACCUGUACAUAUUAGGCAGUCUGAUCAAAAUGCUGGAAGCUUGAAGGAAGAGCUCAGAAGAAUUCUUCCACAAGUGGAGGAGAUGCGGAAAAGGAAAUCUGACAGAAGAAAUCAAUUCCUAGAAGUCCAAGGGCAAAUACAGGAAAUCUCAAAUGAGAUCUACGGAUCCUCAGAAUAUAUGACAUCCAAAAUGGUUGUGGAUGAUAGUGACUUGUCUUUGAGAAAGCUUGAAGAAUUGCACAGAAAGCUGCAUGAACUUCAAAAAGAGAAGAGUGAUCGCCUGAGGCAGAUUCAAGAACACCUCUGUACCGUGAACUCGCUUUGUUCAGUGCUUGGUGUGGAUUUCAAGCAGAUAGUAACUGAAGUUCAUCCAAGUUUAGGUGAUUCUGGAGAGCCCAAGGAUAUAAGUAAUGAUACAAUUGAGCAGCUGGCUGCUGCAAUACGAAAGUUGCGAGAGGUUAAACUACAGAGAAUGCAGAGGCUCCAAGAUAUUGCAACUACCAUGUUGGAGCUCUGGAAUUUGAUGGAUACGCCAAUUGAAGAGCAACAGAUGUUUCAGAAUGUUACCUGUAAUAUAGCUGCUUCAGAACAUGAAAUAACUGAACCAAACACUCUCUCAGUGGACUUUAUUAAUUAUGUUGAAGCAGAAGUCUCUCGGUUGGAAGAGUUGAAGUCAAGCAAAAUGAAAGAGCUUGUUCUGAAGAAGAGGUCAGAGCUAGAGGAGUCCUGUAGAAAGACACAUAUGGUUCCAGAAGUAGAUAGCACAAUGGAAGACGCAAUUGAAGCAAUAGAGUCUGGAGCUGUGGACCCUGCUUAUAUCCUUGAGCAAAUUGAGCUUCAGAUUGCUAAGCUUAAAGAGGAAGCUUUUAGCAGGAAAGAAAUUCUUGAAAAGGUUGAGAAAUGGUUGGCUGCAUGUGAUGAGGAGAGUUGGCUUGAAGAGUAUAAUAGGGAUGACAACCGAUACAAUGCCGGAAGAGGUGCUCAUCUUACUCUCAAGCGUGCUGAGAAAGCUCGCGCUUUGGUUAAUAAACUUCCAGCAAUGGUUGAUGCAUUGACUUCAAAAACCAUGGCAUGGGAGAAGGAGAGAGGCGUUCCAUUCACUUAUGAUGGUAUCCGUCUCUUGUCUAUGCUUGAAGAGUACAAUUUGCUACGGGAAGAAAAAGAACAAGAACGACGUAGGCAGCGGGACCAGAAGAAACUCCAGGGACAGCUGAUAGCAGAACAAGAGGCACUUUAUGGGUCAAAACCCAGCCCUUCGAAGACCCAGAGUGUGAAAAAAGCUCCUAGGAUGUCAACUGGAGGUGCAAGCAGUAGAAGACUUUCAGUUGGAGGAGCAAUGGUUCAAACUCCCAAACCCAUUAGGAAGAGUGACCGAGUACACCAUAACAACCAACUGAAUCCUCAAGACGAUUGCUUUUCAGUUUUAUCAGCUGGUAGAAGAGGCUUGGAUAUUGCUGGUCUCCCUGUAAAAAAACACUCAUUUGGCAAUGCAACUGUUCGUGAAGCAGAGUCACCCAUGAUGCGGGUACCAUUCUCGCCCAUCUCUUCCACAGCAUCAUCAAAGAACAAGACAAAUUUGUCGGAUGAUCUGAACAUGACACAUAGUGAGACAUUGCAGAAAACACUUGCAACUACAAACAAUAUGAAGUUCACUACUCCCUCCAAGACAAUUUCUUUGGCAAAUGAAGAGAACAAAACUCCCAACGCUCAGGCCAUUCUUCAUGUUCCCUCAACACCUUCAACAGUGUCAGUUCCUAUGCAGACAGUUAUGACUCCGGCUCCCCCACCUGUCUCUUUUGGCACCAAGGUAGUUGAAGACAUUCCUGAAGAGAUUGAAUAUUCAUUCGAGGAAAGGAGAGCUGGUUUUGUGCUUCCAAAAUCACAUAUAAAGUCAUUGAUACAAGUAUGAUUAGUUUUAGGUGGACUUGUUUUUUUAGCAUGGUUUUCAAUCCGAUCUCUCUUUUUUUCCCUUUUGGUGUUUAUGAUGGCUAAGUCAAGUGUAAUUGGCUUUUCUGAUUUGCCUACAUUGUCUACGAGUACUGAAUCUGGACUGGGAUGUUGAACUCGUCCUCUCCUGUCUGAUGUGAUCUCUCACUUUUUAAAUGUGCUUAAAGUUCCAAUCUCUUUUUCUUUAA
Molecule: messenger RNA, 2633 nt
Organism: Corylus avellana
Lineage: Eukaryota; Viridiplantae; Streptophyta; Magnoliopsida; Fagales; Betulaceae
Gene: PLE
Product: Microtubule associated protein (MAP65/ASE1) family protein
Biological process (GO): microtubule cytoskeleton organization
Cellular component (GO): spindle; cytoplasm
Molecular function (GO): microtubule binding
Source: RefSeq, a predicted model, not a curated record